AUGAGCAUAUUGACAAAGAAAAUUGAUGAGAUGGGUACAAAACAGGUGCACAUUGUUGAUACAACAAAUGGGGGACUGUGUACACCUUGUAUUAAUCAGUCUUAUGUGUGUUCAUGGAGCAGAGAAGGCGAAAAUCAAGGGGAAAGGGAAGAUAUGAAUUAUGUCAACAACUAUGGGGGUCAGAGGCAAGGAGCACAUCAGUGGAGACCGCAGCAAAAUCAGCAGUACAUGCCUAAUAUGCAGCAGCCUGGGGGUAUGCACCCUCAAAACCAAUUGGUGCCAGUACCAUAUCAGAAACCACAGGGCUAUCCACAGCAAAAUCAGCAACAAUUGACAUACCAACCACCCCCUCAGCAGCAAGAUAACAACAUGGUGGAAAUCAGGGCUGGGUCAGCUGUCCAUGGCUUUGAACAACCGUCCUCAGGGAACUUUGCCUGCAGACACAAACAUAAACCCCAAGGACCAAAACCCGAAUCAGCUGAUGGCACCAGCAAGGACACUACACCAGCCACUCCAGUUCAAUUAGAGGUAGAGGAACCAACAGAACUUACUGAAGUGGUGGUUGAGCAGAGUCAGGAGGAAAAAGGCAAAGAAAAGAUGAAUGAGCAAGUUGCAGAACAGGUGGCACCUCUUGUGCCAGAAAAUUCUAACAGAGAGAAGCCAGCAAGCAAUGCACAAAGGGUGAUACUUGCACCCUUCCCUCAGAGACUGGUCGAACAAAAGAAGGUAGACCAAUAUAAAAAGUUCAUGGAGAUGCUGCGUCAAAUUCAGUUGAAUAUUCCUUUGAUGGAUGUCUUGAGGGAGAUGCCCGGUUACGCUAAGAUGAUGAAAGAUCUAAUGUCACGGAAGUUUGAUUUUCAGGAUCUAUCCACUGUAACUUUGACACAGACCUGCAGCGCAGUGGUGGUAAAACCGAUGGCUCAAAAGAUGUCGGACCCAGGUAGCUUUACUAUUGCAUGCACAAUUGGAAGUUAUUCCUUUGCAAAGGCAUUGUAUGAUUUGGGAGCCAACAUAAAUCUGAUGCCGCUAGCUGUGUACACCAAACUGGGCAUUUGUAAAGCUAGGCCAACUUCGAUGCUACUACAGCUAGCUGUCCGCACAGUGAAGAGGCCCACUGGUAUUCUUGAUGAUGUGUUGGUACAAGUGGGGAAAUUCGUGUUCCCUACAGACUUUGUUAUCUUGGAUUGUCAGGUGGAUGAGGAGAUACCCCUUAUUUUAGGGAGACCAUUUUUAGCCACAGGGAAAGCACUGAUCGACUGUGAAACUGGGGAAUUAAAAAUGAGAUUGAACGAUGAGGAAGUCAUAUUCAAUGUUCAGCAAUCUAUGAGGAGACCUAGUGAAUAUGCUAAUUGCUCUCUAGUGGAAGCAGUGGGUGUAAUCCUGCAAGAAGAUGAUAUGACCCUAACUGUAAAAGAUCCAUUGGAGACAUGUCUGACGAAUUUAGAAGAAAUGAAUGGUGAAGGGUUAGCUGAAUGGGUCAUGGCACUGGAAGACCAAUGA
Nicotiana tabacum (common tobacco) is the source of this 1500-nucleotide messenger RNA. RefSeq lists its product as uncharacterized. The record is from RefSeq and is a predicted model, not a curated record. NCBI's taxonomy places the organism in Eukaryota, Viridiplantae, Streptophyta, Magnoliopsida, Solanales, Solanaceae.